Molecule: messenger RNA, 1374 nt
Organism: Rhodamnia argentea
Lineage: Eukaryota; Viridiplantae; Streptophyta; Magnoliopsida; Myrtales; Myrtaceae
Exons: 1
Coding region: 215-1171 (318 amino acids)
Biological process (GO): lipid metabolic process
Molecular function (GO): phosphoric diester hydrolase activity
Source: RefSeq, a predicted model, not a curated record
CACGAUGAAAUAAACUUCGACUUAUGUCGUACUCCACGGGGGUCUACCUCCAUAAAUUUAUUCAUACCUGCAUCAGCAUUGCAUCGGCCAUAGAAUCCAUCUGUGGUUAAGACAAACGUAGCCUCAAGGAACAAGAAAUUAUUUCCAAGGCAGCAAGAAAGGAGAGUUUUGAGAAGUCAAUCAAACUUUGCUCUUCAUCUUCUUUGUAUUGAGCAUGGGUUCUGAGAUCUCGAGGCAGAUUCAGAGACGGAAAGACGUGUUGCGAGAGGCAAAAGUCCUGAGUGAUCUCAGCGAAACCUGUGGGACGCGAUUCCCAGGUUGUGACUACCGCUGUUUGGAUAGGAAGAACUGGAUGAACAGCCUCGAUCCCGAGAAGCUUCCACUUUUCAAGAUUGUCUGGCCAGGGACUCAUGAUUCCGCGACCAACAAGAUUGGAGUACGGUUCGUGUCUCGUCCUUUUGCCCAAUGCCAAUCGCUAAGCAUCUACGAUCAGCUCGUGGGAGGCACUCGGGUAUUAGACAUUCGAGUCCAGGAGGAUUGCCGGGUAUGCCAUGGGAUUUUACCGACUUAUAGUGUGGAUGUCGUCCUGAACGACGUCAAGAAGUUUUUAGGUGAGACGAAGUCGGAGAUUAUAAUACUAGAAGUCCGAACUGAGUUUGGUCAUCAGGACCCGCCUGAGUUUGAUCAGUACUUGGUGGAUCAACUUGGGGGGCACCUGAUCGGCCAGGAUGAAAGUGUUUUCGGUAAGACAAUUGCGGAUUUGUUGCCGAAGAGAGUGAUUUGUGUCUGGAAGCCUAGGAACUCGCCCAAACCGCAGGCGGGAGGCCCAUUGUGGAGUGAGGGCUAUCUGAAGGAUGACUGGAUGAAUACCGAUUUACCAUCAACCAAGUUUGAUAGCAAUAUGAAGCAUUUGGGUGAGCAGCCGCCAGCUUCCGUAAGGAAGUACUUUUACAGGGUGGGGAACACAGUAACGCCGCAAGCGGACAAUCCAGUAGUGUGUGUCAAGCCGGUCACUAAUCGCAUUCACGGAUAUGCUAGGCUGUUUAUAUCUCGGUGCUUCUCUAAAGGGCUAGCUGAUAGGUUGCAGGUAUUCUCAACGGACUUUAUAGAUGCAGAUUUCGUAGAUGCUUGUACCGGUCUUACAUCUGCCAGGAUUGAAGGGAAAGCCUAAAAAGUGCCAUUUCAUUUGUUCAGUUGUCCCUGUGAAGCUGAUUACCCAUUUGUCUCAGGUUCACUUUUGCACACUUGCUAUUAUAGGUUCUUCUUUGUUCUCACAGACAUGGACAGUUUGUUUUCAAUAGGGUUGGAAUGUACCAAUGUCAGUUACACUUCAAUUUAUAGGCAGUCUUUCUAUCUGUUAAUUUGUUUUCCGAA